Messenger RNA from Chaetomium fimeti, 986 nucleotides. RefSeq lists its product as uncharacterized. Gene Ontology annotation, biological process: mitochondrial translation. The coding region runs from base 169 to 831 and encodes 220 amino acids. The record is from RefSeq and is a predicted model, not a curated record. Gene Ontology annotation, cellular component: mitochondrial small ribosomal subunit; ribosome. NCBI's taxonomy places the organism in Eukaryota, Fungi, Ascomycota, Sordariomycetes, Sordariales, Chaetomiaceae. Gene Ontology annotation, molecular function: structural constituent of ribosome. The transcript has a single exon.
GGAAAGUUCCGACCCCAAAAUUUCCAGUGUGCUCCAUUCACCAACCACGAAGCGGCGGCUCAAUCUCGACUUUCGCGUGUUCGCAGUUCCUCUGGUCCAAAUCUCGAACACCAUCCCCCGCUCCCGCCCAGGCACUGAGGUCAUCCGGAUGACCAUUGCCCGGUGGCGAUGAACCGACUUACAAUAAACCGCCUUUUGGCGCCAGGGCUGACCCGACCGCUCUCCCAAACCGUCUGCCCGACAACGACAGUCCCGCAAUGGACCCGACUCUUCUCCCAGUCAAACGUCGCCAGCAACAUCUUCUCGCAAAAUCCCCAGAAGCCGCCAUUGCAGCCAACUCAAGGGCUGGGGAGCGGUUCAAUGAACCGCAUCCUUCAGCAUAUGAAGCGUGGUAGUGGGGGCCAGGAAGACACCGACUCCCUCUCUGAGGAUCUGGCCGCACCGGAAGACGAGAGCACAGAACCCUACCAUUUCCACAUCUACAGCCACAAGCACAACACGCACAUCACCCUUACCAAGCCGAACCGGGACGCCCUGCUCUCCCUAUCAUGCGGAAACCUGGGGUUCAAGAAGUCUGGGCGCAAGCACUACGAUUCGGCAUACCAGCUCGGUGCCUAUGUGAUCGACAAGAUGCACCAGAAGGGCUUUGCGAGCAAGAUCAACAAGAUGGAGGUAGUCUUGCGGGGGUUCGGGCCUGGCAGAGAAGCGGUUGUCAAGGUGCUGAUGGGGAACGAGGGUAAAUUGCUGCGGCCCAAGAUCACGCGGGUGUCAGAUUCGACGAGACUCAAGUUUGGUGGUACUCGGAGCAAGAAGAAGAGAAGACUGGGUUAAGAGGGUUUGGUUGGUGUUGGAUGGUGUUUGGGGGUUUGGGAAUAGAGCAAACCGUGGUCUCGAGUGCUCCGGGUCCGGGUCCGGGCCCGUCCAUAUCCGGGACAGGUCCGGUCCUUAUGUAUAUGUGUAUACUACAAACAACCCUUUUUGGUCAA